UUGGCUAUAUUUCUUCUCUGCUUAAACCUCUUUAUCUAUAUGGAAGAGGAAGAUCAAAAAGAACUGCAGCUGCUCCCUACUCCGCUCGCUAUAGCUUCAUCAUCCCAGAUGUCAUCUCGGGCCUCUGAUUCUUCUUCACUCAGAUAUCGAUCCACGGCGUCUGCUAGUGAUCAAUACGAAGGGCCUUCACUUGAUUUGCAACUAUCAAUCAGUCUAAGGCCAAUCCAGCAACCAUCAAAUUGUGUUAUAGCAGGCCCCAUUUGUGAGUUUGGUGAUGCUAAGGCCGAUACCAGCUGCGUUGAGUCGUUGAAAUGGCAAGCGGCGGAGCAAAUUCGAUUGGCAGCUAUUGAAAAGGCUUAUGCAGAGAGUGUGAGGGAGCUUACAAAGAGGGAAAUGGAGAUGGCACAGUCUGAAUUCGCAAGAGCUAGGCAUAUGUGGCAAAGAGCAAGGGAGGAAGUGGAAAAAGCUGAAAGAAUGAAGGAGAGAGCGACAAGGCAGAUAGAUUCUACGUGCAUGGAGAUAACUUGCCAGUCUUGCAGGCAAAGGUUUAGGCCUUAAUUACUGCAUUAAUUAUAAUAUGAUCAAAACCCUGCUUGUUUAAUUAAAGAUAGCUGAGUUUUUUUCCAUAGCCAAGUUGUUGUUUGGGGGUUUUGAAAAUUUGGGCAUUGGAUUUAUGCAACUUUUCCUUCAACAGAACAGAAGGAAAUCAACAAAUAACACAAUAUAUAAAAGCAGCAUGAUCAGAACUCUAUCUAUGCAAUGUCUAUUUUUAGUUCAUUGCGAUCGAUCCAAUGCCUAUCAUGAAUAAUCAACCAAUGGUAAAUUGAA
Messenger RNA from Durio zibethinus, 828 nucleotides. RefSeq names its product SHOOT GRAVITROPISM-like protein. Gene Ontology annotation, biological process: gravitropism. Lineage: Eukaryota; Viridiplantae; Streptophyta; Magnoliopsida; Malvales; Malvaceae. The record is from RefSeq and is a predicted model, not a curated record. Gene Ontology annotation, cellular component: nucleus.